Penaeus vannamei (Pacific white shrimp) is the source of this 1239-nucleotide messenger RNA. Its product is annotated as probable DNA-directed RNA polymerase subunit delta. NCBI's taxonomy places the organism in Eukaryota, Metazoa, Arthropoda, Malacostraca, Decapoda, Penaeidae. The record is from RefSeq and is a predicted model, not a curated record.
CGAGAAGCGCGGCCAUCAGUCGGUUUGAAAUCGGCCUCGUGUCUGCGUCUCCUUCCACGACUUUGGCCGAGCGAACAACAAGAAGUAGAAGUGUGUGUGUGUAAGGCUGCCACAGCGAACCACAAUGUCAACCACGGAGAAGUCUGUCGCUAACGCUGGCGACGAUGAGGUCAAGAAGGGAACCAAGAGGGCGGCUGAGGAAGCCACCGAUGACGCCAAGAAGCUGAAGGGAGAGGAGAAUGGCGAGGAGGAAGUAGAGGAGGAGGAGGAUCUGGAGGGAGAGGAGGACGAGGACGACCUGGCGGAGGCCGAGGAGGAGUUAGACGAGGAAGCGGAAGAAGAGGAGGAAGGUGAAGGCGAAGAGGGCGAGGGAGAGGAAGAUGAGGAGGAGGAGGAGGAUGCGUAAGGAGACAGCUGCAGAAGGAAGACCGGCAUUGUACCCCUAAGCCGGGGACCACCUGAGGAGAGGACGCACGGCCGGGGGUGCCGAGGGCGAUGGGCUCUGCUCCAGUUUUUAUUAUUGUAUUAUAUUUCACGUACCUGUACAGUCAGUGUGAGCGUGUGGCGCGCGAGUGUGAAUGUGCAAAGAGGCCCCCCUCGCCCCCGCCCCCCCGGCUCCACGGAGCUCAAGCGUCCUCUACCCUAGAGCAGCGGCGACGCCCGCGCCCACCUGCCGCCCACCAGAACCUCCGCCCGCACGCCCACGCGGGUGGUGGGGCCGUGGGAUCCCGGCGCGACCAGGCAGCAGCAGCAUGAGGAGCAGGAGGGAGAGGGCGCGGCACCAGCGCACCGUCGCCAACACACCACUGCGUGUAGUGUCUAUUUUCCAUUGAUACCAAAAGCAAGCAGGGCUCCCUAUUUUAUUUUUCUACAAUGCAUCUCUUUUGAACUGAUGUGUUUUUUGGGCAGUACAACAUAUGAUGAUUUUCAUUCUUUAAUUUCAUAGGAGUGACAAGUGUCUCAUUUUGUGUGAAAGUCAAUAAAGCUUAAGUUGUCUGUAUAUGUGCUGUCUCAUUCUGUGUUCUCAUCCGCCGAGGUAGUGCGACCGGACGAAUAACAUCGUCCGCGCCUACAUGACGAGACCCAAACCUCGUGACUGUCACCACACACGUUUAUAAUAAAACUGAAAAUAGUUUUACUAACCUGAGUUUCUUUAUCAACCACAUGGAUGGAAAAAAAACAGUACCUGGCAUUAUUACUAUGGUAUGAUUUAUUUAAAAAUAAUAAAAGUAAAUAGUA